AUGUUUAUUUUCUUGGUCUCGCGUCUUGCAGGGAACCCUCCGGAAAGCCUCACUUUACCGAACUGCUUAGGGAUAGAGAACUACAACCCCCGCCAUUCGUUGGCCUGGGUUAAAGCAUCUAGAGACCCUAGGAUUGCUUCAGGGCAGCAGUCGCCACUGGAGAAAAAAAUAUUGAAUCUAGGUGGUGUGCAUACAAAAGCAGCAAGACAACUGAAAACUCAAAAAAAUCAAGAAGAGUAUCAAACACUCCAUAGGGAGCAAGACCUUUCCCUGGACUACUGGCUCGCCCGAGUGGAGUCUUAUUAUAGUAAAGGAUUGGUGGGAAUGAUGAAAGAACAAGAGAUAGGCAAUGGGAUCGAGAAGAAAUGGGAGGGGAAGACAACGCAAAGCACAGAGAGACAGAAACAGUGGUGCUUGGUACCCGAGAGAGAGAUGAGACACAUAGAGAGGCGAAUACGCCAGGCAGCGCAGGCCGGAGAGCUCACCGAGAAAACGUUUCUCCAGCCCCUGCCAGCCCCUUCGGAGACAGCGCUCCCGAAGAUUGUGUUCGAGGGGCCCGGUGUCCAGAAUGCACAGAGGAGAAAACAGGUGAACAAGAGGGAACAGAUGCAAAUUAGAGAUCACCAGGAGCGCAUGGCCAGAGGGAGGGAACUCAUAGAGCAGAGGCUCAGGGCAAGAGCCUUGAGAAAAAGCCAGAACCAGCUGCCCGCAGCAGAGAAGCGUGCGCGAAUACAGAAAGAGAUAAAAGAGUUCGAAAGUGUCAUUGCUUACCCACUUUUCCAGCCGCGCAGAGGUCAGAUUAAAGUGAAUAUUCUUAUGGAAAAGUCUCAGAAUAGAGAAGAGGAUACAAUAAUAAAAACUUAUCAAAGAAAAUUUUUAACUCUACCACCCUUUUUGAGAAGUCAAAUAAGAAAAAUAAAAGAUUAG
Molecule: messenger RNA, 927 nt
Organism: Pipistrellus nathusii (Nathusius's pipistrelle)
Lineage: Eukaryota; Metazoa; Chordata; Mammalia; Chiroptera; Vespertilionidae
Source: the annotation of a GenBank genome assembly